AUGACAACCCCACACCACCCCCCAAAAACCCCCACAACCCCUUCAAUCCGUAACUUCAUGACCAGAACCUCAGCAAUCACUCCCACAACUUUAGCAAGUACAUACCGUCGAAACUCACGAUGUCCCCAUCCACCGACCAGCAGUCCAAUCGAUACCGGUAUCAAUGAUAUCGAUAUCGAUAUCAAAACCCCCACCGCAUCAUCAAUACCGUCGUCUUUUCAACCCCGUGGAAACAUCAUGACUACCACACCGAGGAGUAUUAACCAAAUAGCAACAUAUUUGAAGAGUAACUACGGUACACCCACAAAAAGCAAGUAUUACUCGGGAAUAAAGAACUUGCAACAAGAUCCAAAACCUAUAGAAGAGUAUGGAUAUAAAACACCGGUGCAGAAGGGUAGAGAGAAUGUGGAUAGGGAAUUAGAAAGGUCGACGUCGGGGUUUACGCCGAUUGUGCCGUUACCUUCGUCAGUUACUAUUAGGAAGAGGAGGGGGAGUCCGGGUUCUUGUUUUAGUGGUGGUGGUAGUAGUGCUAGUGGUAGUGUGGGGAGAAGAAGGGAUAGGUUUGAUGAGAGUGGUAAUAAAAGAGGGUUUUAUGAUGAGGAGGGGAUUCCGAGUAUUUCGGAUUCGAUGGAGGAGUUGCCUGAUCAUCCGGUUUAUAAGUUUCGAAGGACGAGUGGUAGUGGUGGUGGGGGUAGGAAUGUUUCUGGAGAGAAGGAUGUUGAAAUGGGAGAUGUUAAGGAUAUAGAAACGUCGGAGUUUAAGGAUAUAAUUAAACGACCAUCAACAUCGUCAUCAUCAACAACAUCAUCAACAUCAUCAACAUCAUCAACAUCAUCAACAUCAUCAGAUCAAAAAUCAGACCCCUCACUAGCUACAUCCACACCAUCCCCAAUCUUCCACUCUCCAACUCCAAACACCGGUAUCACAAACAAAGAAAACAUCGAUCCAAUAACUCUCACCCCUUCCUCUUCAGAAUCAUCAUCAUCACCAUCAUCAAUAAUCUUCAACACCCCAACAUCCCACACUCCAGAUCCAACCCGUCACCUCCUACUAUACGACCAAUCCCGCCAAAAAGAUAUCUUCUCCAAAAAGAAACUAGAAGCAAUCAAAAACUCUUCCUCGGGAAUCCCCCACAGCAGUUACACUUAUACACCACCAUCAUCAUCAGUAAUCAAACCAACAAGUCCAUUCGUCAUACCAAAUAAUACCAUGGGAUGGGGUAUAUGCCCCCCAUCACCCAGUAAUCCACAAGACACCUCAACCCUGCCCGACAACAUAACUCCAACCCCAACUCCCAGUAGUAAUAGUAACAUCCCCACAACAAUAAAAAGACAUCGUUCAUCAUCAACGGGAACACCACAAACCCACAUCACCUUCCCCAGCAGUAGCAGUAGGAUCCCCCAAAAGACAGGAUUAAUCUCCAAACUCGGUCUACAAAAUAAAACAUCCUCAACAACAUCUUCAACCGGACCGAAGAUUCCAGUAACUCCAACCCCUCAAAAACUUCUUCACAAAUCAGCGAAGUCUACUACAUCCCAUAAUUAUCACUAUAACUAUACUUCCUCUUCCUCUUCGAGUUAUCAUCAACCACAAACUCCAACUCCAACUCCAUCACUAUCACUAUCAACCCGUAACUCCAAAAAACUGGAAGAUCUAAAAAUGAGGUUCCCAAGGAGUAUGUACCCCCUCAACGGGAGAAAGAAGAGUAACAUUACCAAUAAUACAGACCUCCUCAAACUAGCCAGAGGAGAAUCCACUCUCAACCAUCUUAACGGAGUUAGUAGUGGAAAUGAACCGGAUUCAAAUGAAUGGACAGAUCGUGAUAUCCAACGGUUUGAAUUCGAGAAGGGGAGAUUAUACCCUACUCAUGGAGAGGAUGUGGAGAUGGAGAUGGUUGAUGCUGAAUUAGGGGGUUUGAAUUGA
Molecule: messenger RNA, 1923 nt
Organism: Orbilia oligospora ATCC 24927
Lineage: Eukaryota; Fungi; Ascomycota; Orbiliomycetes; Orbiliales; Orbiliaceae
Exons: 1
Coding region: 1-1923 (640 amino acids)
Source: RefSeq, a predicted model, not a curated record